UACCAUGAGCUCCUCCCCCACCUGGGAUUUUGAUGCAGAUGAUGAGACUGAAACAGAGAGUAAGCUGAUUCCAAAGACUGCCGUUCCACCAAAGAAACGACCCAGAACUUCCUCCACUGUUGCAAAUAAAGAGCCCGACAAGGAGAGUAAGCUGAUUCCAAAGAGUGCUGUCCCACCAAAGAAACGACCCAGAACUUCCUCCACUGUUGCAAAUGAAGAGCCCGAAACAGAGAGUAAGCUGAUUCCAAAGUGUGCUGUCCCACCAAAGAAACGACCCAGAACUUCCUCCAUUGUUGCAAAUGAAGAGCCCGGAGCUGUGAAAGGUCAAAAGAUGCCCUGGAGACCAGAAGAAAGGGAUGCAGUUUUUCAGCACUUGGGGAAAUACAUAACUUUACAAAGAGUACCAGGGAAGACUGAGUGCAUGGCAUGCCUCAAUAAAGAGCCUACCCUCCACAGAAGAUCUUGGAAAGAUGUAAAAAAUUACCUUCACAAUUCUAUUCAAAGCAUGAAGAAAAAAAUGGCUCGUGAUGAAGCAGGAUUAAAAGACAAGAAAUAAGAUGGAGUUAAAGGAUGAGGGUGGUUAAUUAGAUCAGUGGUUCCCAACCCUGGUCCUCAGGGCACCCCUGUCCUGCAUGUUUUAGAUGUUUCCCUGCACCAACACACCUGAUUCAAAUGAAUGGUCAAAAGCAGGCUUCUGCAGAGCUGGAUAACAACCCAUUCAUUUGAAUCAGGUGUGUUGGAGCAGGGAAACAUCUAAAACAUGCAGGACAGGGGUGCCCUGAGGACCAGGGUUGGGAACCACUGAGU
This is a messenger RNA of Osmerus eperlanus (European smelt), 807 nucleotides long. RefSeq names its product high mobility group nucleosome-binding domain-containing protein 3-like. The transcript is spliced from 5 exons. The record is from RefSeq and is a predicted model, not a curated record. Lineage: Eukaryota; Metazoa; Chordata; Actinopteri; Osmeriformes; Osmeridae. The coding region runs from base 5 to 556 and encodes 183 amino acids.